This is a messenger RNA of Mobula hypostoma (lesser devil ray), 5960 nucleotides long. It is a transcript of the gene fam184ab, whose product is annotated as family with sequence similarity 184 member Ab. Bases 333 to 3773 code for a protein of 1146 amino acids. Lineage: Eukaryota; Metazoa; Chordata; Chondrichthyes; Myliobatiformes; Myliobatidae. The transcript has 19 exons. The record is from RefSeq and is a predicted model, not a curated record.
GCGGCGGAGGCGGCAGCAACAACAACAACAUUGCAGGGAUAAAUAAGCAGCGAUCCGGCAGCGGGAGACGCGCCUCUGCGGCUCGGCGUGGCAACGAUGCUGAGCCGCGGCCGCCGGUAGCCAUGGCAAGCCGCGAAUCUAGGCGGUUAGCUGGAGUGCCGGCUCCUAGUCCGCGGCCGCGCGGGUUCGCCGGCCUCUCGCUGCCUGGCUAGAGCGGCUGCCCGAGGGAGGUGGGUGGGCGGCUCUCAUCCCCUCAGCUCCGGCUCCAGGCACAUAGCCCCCGGCAUCCCCCCCCAAUUCAUCUCCUUCUCCUGGUCGACUGGCUCCGGAAGAUGGCGACCGGCGUGGGCUGGCAGCAGCAGCACUGCAGCGGUGGGCCGGCAGCUGGCAAGGUGGGCUCGGCCCCCGAGUACACCCAGGAGCUGCACAUCAAGAUGAGCAAGAAGAUCGCGCAGCUGACCAAGGUGAUAUAUGCUUUAAAUACUAAAAAUGAUGAACACGAGGCUGCUAUCCAGGCACUCAAGGAGGCCCAUGAGGAGGAAAUACAACAAAUCUUUGAUGAAACAAAGGAGAAAAUUCUUCACUACAAAAGUAAAAUCAAUGAGGAAGUAGAACUGCGGAAGAAAAUCCAGUCUUUGGAAGAAUCUCUGGAACAACAUGAGCAGAUGAAACAACAAGCACUUGCAGAAUUUGAGGCCUAUAAACAACAGGUUGAAGAUGCACGUCUUGUUUUAGAAACUCAUCAAAUGCAAGGUGUUAUGAUUAUGUCUAGAAAUAUUCAAGAAAUUAAGGAUAAUUUUGAAGAUAAACUGCAACAGUUUGUACGGUUAGAAUCUCAAUUUGGUCUGGAUAAACAAGAAACUCUGGAAGAAUUGCGUGCAGCUCACAGACUAGAAAUCCAGAAUCUUAUAAAGUCUCAUCAAAGUCAACAGGAAACUUCAGAUAAGCAACAGGAAAAAUUGCAACAAAUGCUCAAAGCUGAACUGGUUUCUAUGAAGAAUAAAAAUGAAGAACUUGUACUUGAAAAGCAGAAUAUGGUGGAAGAAUUUGAAGCUAAAUUGAGCAAAACUCAGGCCUUUUAUGAACACGAAAUUGAAGCUUUAAGAAAAUCUCAGCAGGCAUCAGAAAGUGCACUAUGUAAACAGAGGGAGUCUCAGUUGAAGAUGGAGUUUCAUAGCCGUGAAACUGCUUUAAAAACAGCACUUGACAAGCUUCAGACAGAAUUGCAAAUUGCUCAGGAGGAUGGCAAUCAAAUGAGGAGCAAAUGUGAACAGCUUCAUGGUGCAUUAAUCAAAGCAGAAAGCCAUAUACAAAUGCUUCAGGAACAACUGAAAGACGACCAACAGAAUGCUAAUGAUACUCUUAUAAAACAAAAGCAGUUAGAAAAUGAACUCGUUGCUUGUAACGAUCGUAUUCAACAGCAAUCUACAGAAUUGCUACUUAAAUCAAGUCACAUUGGAACACUUCAAGCCACACAGAUGACUAAAGAAGCUACAAUCCAAGAACUGGAGUUACAGCACUGUAGAUUAAUGGAGAAGUUAUCUAAUCUUGAAGAGGAAAGGAAUACCUUGCGAAACAGCAAGCAGACCUUGGAUGAGCAACAGAGGCAACAACUAAUGGCCAUUGAGAAGUCCUUAAAUGAAGAAAAAGAAAUGCAAAGGCAAUAUUAUGAACAGGAGAUAACAAACCUGCACCACAAGCUUGAAGAGGAAACUAGAUUUCUAAAGGAAACCUUCAGGAAAAGUAUGGAGGAGUUAUCUGAAAAACAUCAAUCUGCAUUAGAAUCUGUUCAAGGCACAAGUGAAAGAGAAAAGAAAAAGUUGCAACUGGAAAUAGAUCAAAGUCUUGAAAAAGAUCGACUGCGAAUGGAAGAAGAGAAGAAUCGGUAUCAGCAACAAAUGGAAAACUUGCAGAACGAGUUGACUGCUAAACUAAACACAGCCAAUCAAGAGGUGUGUCGUUUACAAGAGCUUGUGAAAAAGAGUGAGCAUGGCUUAGGAUCAGCAGAAGAGCAUAUAUCCAGCUUGAAGGAUGUACAGGAAAAACUACAAAAAGAAUUGGAUUAUUCUAGGGCCAAACUGAGGGAGACAAGUGAUUCCCUUUCUUCUAUGCAGGGAGAAAUGGAACAACAGAGACAGAGCUAUGAGGCACGACUAACUGCAGCUAAAGAAGAAGAGAAAGUCAAAUUAGAAAGAUUGGAAAAGGAUCUGGAACAAAAGUGGAAAAUAGUUGUGAGGGAGCAAUAUGAAAAAUUAUGUGUAAAGUUAGAAAGACAACACGCAGAUGAGAAACGGUCUGCAUUGGCUCACCUCUCACAUCAAAAGGACCAGGAAAUCAGUGCAGAGAAGGAAGGCUGCCAGAAAAAGGUAGAAGAUCUUUUGAAUCAGCGGCACUUUCUAGGUGAAGCAUUACAAAAAUCUAUCAGUAAUAUCUCCUUAUUGAAGCAAAAUUUGGAAAUGCAGCUAUCCCAGUCUCAAGAUUCCUUGCAAAAACUUCAAUGCCAAUUCAAUCAUGAGAGACAGCGACUCAUAAAGCAAAUGCAAGAAAUGGAAGAAGAUCAUAAACAUCAACAGGCAUCUUUAGAGGAUGCUCACCAGAAUGCUUUAAGAGCUUUGAGUGAGUCUAAGGACCAAGAUUACAAGAAAUUGGAAGAGUCUUUAAUCAGUCAGCAUAUGGAGGAAAUACAGGCCCAAAAGGAUAGUCAGAGAAUGACUUUGGAGGCUUUGCAAAAGGAGGCAGAACAACAUCUGCAGGAAUUGAGGACAGAGUUGGAAGAAGAAAGGAAAACAUUACUUGCUGCGUCUUGUGCAGAUCUCAACUACAAGCAUUCUGUAGCAAUGGAACAACUGAAACAAAAUCACCAGCAGGAAAUGGCAACUGCAAGAAUGGAAUUAGAACGUGCUAUUGAGCUGCGCAGACAAGAGAAGAAGGAGCUACUGAGCAGAAUAUCGGAUUUGCAAGAAGAAGUACGCCACCGUGAGCAACGUGUAAAGGAAAUGGACGAGGAGAAUCGAACUAUGCAUGAAAACUUAAACACCUUGACCAAAGAGCUUGAGUAUAAAGGAAAUGAAGUUCUUAAAGUACGAAGUGAAGUCAACCAGAAAAUUAGGAUUUAUGAACAGGAGAUGAUAAAGAAACAGGAGAAGAAGAUAAAUGAAAUGACUGCAGCCCAUAUUCGAGAAACACAGUGCAUGCUAGCAGACUUCAACAAGGCUCAGGAAUUCCUGAAAGAUAAAAUUUCUACUCUGGAAAUCUUAUUGGAAGAGGCUGACGAAAAAUACAACAACAGAGAAUCAAGAGCAGAAGAUUUACAGCUGAUCAGUGAGUUAAAGGAAAUGAUUACAGAACGGGAUCAGCUGAUGAAAAAACUAGUGGAUGACAAGAAAUUUUACCAACUGGAAUUGGUGAACAGAGAAACGAAUUUCAACAAGGUUUUUAAUGCCAGCCCUACAGUAGGAGUGAUCAAUCCCUUAGCCAAGCAGAAAAAGAAGAAUGAUAAAAUUGCCAGUCAUUUUGUUAGUGUCCCAAACCUUAGUGCUGUGGAGUCUGGAGGAAUGGGAAAUGGGCAACAUCACCAUAAUCGUUUGGAGCCAAUUCCGAAUUCACCUGUUCAUGAUAUUGAGUUCAAUAGCAACAAACCUCUACCCCAGCCAGUACCUCCAAAAGAGGUAAAAAGAUUUCUGAGCCCUUCACACAUGGAAACCACAACAGACACAGAGCCUUCAUCAGAUCCACAGCAUGAAGAAUGGUUUGCAAGAUAUUUUACUUUCUAAAAGUAGCCAACCUCCUAUGGAUCUUAAACAUGUUAUUCUGCAGUAGGAGCAUGAAGCUACACAGACCCAUUUGCAACACAUUUGAAUAUAGUUAUUGUCAUAAAGUAUUCUGAAGAAAACAAGCAUUUUAAGGAGUAAGGAGUUUUGUUUAUUUUCCCAGGCUGUUUGAAUUGCCACCCAAGAUUUUAAAAAUAUUUAAUGUUACCAGCAGCACAAGAUUGUUUAAAUAUAUUUUAUCAUUUUAAUGAAAUACUCCUAAUUCCUUGCAAUGCUCCCAAGUUGUAGGGCAGAACAAAUGGAUGUUCUCCUAUAUGUGCCACAAAACUCUGGCUGACGAAUUGCCUCAUAUAACUUCCCUUAUAAUUAUCCCUUGCCAACUUUGGAAGAGAAAGAGAGAAAGGACUAGGUUCUGCUUGCUAUCUCAUCAAGUUACUCAUAUAAUUUCAUGUACAAAUAUGCAAUAUAUUGGUAUAUAAUGUAGAUGUGAAAUUAAUUUGUAUUUUACCUCAGGACGUCUCACUGUUUGGAAGUUUAUAUUGAUCGCUAAAUAAACUUAUGUUCCUGUAACAUGAGCUUUACUUGUUUUGUUCAGGACUAUGCUUAAUUGCAGGAUCUGUUCAUGAGUCAGCUAACAGCACUGCUUGACAUUAGGAUUUAAGCUUAUUCAACUUCUCUAAGGACAAAUGUAAUUCAGUACUCAACUUCAAACAGAAUUAUGUAAAUAUAGAAUUAAAGAAAUUUAAAUGCUAUAUUGUCAGAGGUGGGUAAGUGAUCAUUUGGGAUCUGCAGGCUGAAUAAAGAAGUAAAAAUAAAUGCAUGUUGUUUCCUUUUCAUGUAUGUUUAAAUACAGCAUGUAACUAGUUUGUGAUCAAUCCUGAAAACUAGUGUAUGAAAGAGGUUAAAUGCCACCAUUUUCUGGUUACCAUUUCAGUAGAAAUACUUUAAAUCUGCUGGAAAUCAUCGUGCUCUACACAAAGAAUAUUAGAAGUUUGUACAACUGCUGAAACCUAAGCAUAAUUUUGAACUCUAGUGAGGACAGAAAGCAAAUGAGCAUAAUAUCGCUAACUCUACAAACAUUAUAGGAGUAUAAUUCUGCCUGGUAGAAUAUUUAUAUAUAUUGUACAAAAAUUAUGUACAGAGCAUAGACAGAAAAAAUGGCACCACAAUCUUGCAAGCCGGUAGUCUUCAUUAAAAAUCUGUGCCAUCCUGCAAGUUCAUUCUUUAUAAUUGAAGGUGCUCUGUGCCUGUUGUUUGGGAGACAAGUUGACAGUCCUUCAUUUGCAGCAGCUUGAAACUAUGCAGACAUUAAUGCCCCAAUCAGUUAAUUUAUUUGGCAUGGUGAAUUUUCUUCUCGAGUUCCUCAAGUGUCAUUUUGGUAUUGGCAGUAUAACAUCAUUAACUAUCAGAUUAAGCUGUCCUUUCCAGAAAAAAAUGAAUAAUAUGAAUGAAAAAUGAUACCAUUUAAGUUUUACUAAUGUGUAUGUGUCAAAAAUAACUGGAGAGAGGCUAUUAUUUCAUUUGUAUGAUAACAACAGGGAAUUAGCAAACCUAGAAGAAUAAGCCUAAAGGAGAAUUAAAUGAAAAUCAUAAUUAUAGAACAUCAAACAUUACUUCACAGUACAGGUCCUUCAGCCCAUGAUGUUGUGUCAACCUUUUAACCUAGUCUAAGACCAAUCUAACCCUUCCCUCUCACAUAGCCAUCCAUUUUUCUAACAUCCAUGUGCCUAUUUAAGAGUCUCGUAAAUGUCCCUAAUAUAUCUGCCCCUACCACUACCCUUGACAGCGCAUUCUGUGUACCGUCACUCUGUGUAAAAUGCUUACUUCCGUUAUCCUCCCCAAACUUUCAUUGAAUCAUCUUGAAAAUAUGCCCCUCAUAUUAGCCAUUUCUACACUGGGAAUAAGUCUCUGGUUGUCCACUCGAUCUAUGUCUCUUAUCAUCUAGCACACCUCUAUCAAGUCACUUCUCACCCUACUAUGCUCCAAAGAGAAAAGCCCUAGCUCAUUCAACCAAUUAAAGUGGAUAAACGAUGGAGCAUUGAUUACAAUAUAACUUCCAGAUGCUUUUGUAGGUGAUACGGUAAAUUUAGUAUUUUAAAAAUUGUUGGAUUUUGAUCCUGCAAAACUGAAUAUGCCUAUGAUUCUGUUCUCCGUUAUGUAUAUUUUUAUAGGGGUAGAAUGAUUAUGGAA